Messenger RNA from Pipistrellus nathusii (Nathusius's pipistrelle), 3879 nucleotides. The record is from the annotation of a GenBank genome assembly. NCBI's taxonomy places the organism in Eukaryota, Metazoa, Chordata, Mammalia, Chiroptera, Vespertilionidae.
AUGCCCGAAGCCGUCGGGACGGACCCGAGCACCUCACGCAAGAUGGCGGAGCUGGAGGAGGUGACUCUGGACGGGAAGCCUCUUCAGGCGCUGCGGGUGACCGACCUGAAGGCCGCGCUGGAGCAGCGAGGCCUAGCCAAGAGUGGGCAGAAGAGUGCCCUGGUCAAGCGGCUCAAAGGGGCUCUAAUGCUAGAAAAUUUACAGAAACACUCAACGCCCCAUGCUGCAUUUCAGCCAAAUUCCCAGAUUGGCGAGGAAAUGAGCCAGAACAGUUUCAUAAAGCAGUAUCUGGAAAAGCAACAGGAGCUGCUUAGGCAGCGUCUGGAACGUGAAGCUCGAGAAGCUGCAGAACUUGAAGAAGCUUCAGCUGAGUCGGAGGACGAGAUGAUCCAUCCUGAGGGAGUGACUUCCCUGCUGCCUCCUGACUUUCAGAGCAGCCUGGAGAGACCAGAGCUGGAACUCAGCAGACAUUCGCCCAGAAAAGGUUCCUCUGUUUCUGAAGAGAAAGGUGACUCUGAUGAUGAGAAACCAAGGAAAGGAGAAAGACGGUCAUCCAGGGUCAGGCAGGCAAGAGCAGCUAAACUCUCUGAGUGCAGCCAGGCUGCUGAGGAAGAAGAGGACCAAGAAACACCUUCCAGAAAUCUAAGGGUCAGAGCAGAUCGAAAUUUGAAAACAGAGGAGGAUGAAGAAGAGGAGGAGGAGGAGGAGGAAGAGGAAGAAGAGGAAGAUGAUGAUGAGGGGUUAAAAUCGAGGGAUGCACCAGUUCUGAAACAGUGUGAGGAAGAAAAAGAGAGGGAAGAGAUGCCCAGAGCAAAACCAGAAGAGCUGAUGGAUGAGAGAUCCCAAACCAUAAAAUCGCAGGAACAGGAGGGGUCAGAGAGAGGAGGGAGAGUUACAAGGUCCCAGGAAGAGGCUAGUAGAAAAAGUCAUUUGGCCAGACAUCAGCAGGAAAAAGAGAUGAAAACAUCUCCCCUUGAAGAAGAAAGAGAAUUAAAGCCUUCAAAAGGCUUAGAGGAAAAAUCAAAGUCCCCUUCCCCUCCUCGACUGACUGAAGAUCUAGAGAAGGCCCCUGUUAUGCUACAACCAGAGCAAACUGCCAGUGAGGAGGAGACUCCCCCACCUUUACUUACCAAGGAAGCAUCUUCACCACCACCUAAUGCCCAGCUUCAGAGUGAAGAAGAAAUAGAGCCCAUGGAAGGCCCAGCCCCCCCUGUUCUCAUUCAGUUAUCUCCUCCUAAAACAGAAGCUGAGGCCAGGGAGCUAUUAAUAUCUCAGCACACUGUCCAGUUGGCGGGAGGCUUGUCUCUCCUGUCAAAUCCUGCAGACACCAAAGUAGAAUCUCCAGCAGAGAAAGUGCCAGAGGAAAGUGUCCUGCCUCUGGUUCAGAAAAGCACACCAGCUGAAUCCUCAACCCAGAAGGAUCUUGAAACUGAGUUAGACGAAUCUGGUCAACCAGUCCCUCUAAAAAUGGAGGGAUUAGCACUGGCCACAGGGAUCACUGAGGAAUCUCUUAAACAGCCGUCUUUGGAACAGAAGGAAGGUAGAGGGGCUUCUCAUACCCUUCUCCCAAGCCACAGACCGAAACGGUUAGACUCAUCCUCUAGCCGGUCCUCCUCAUCUUCAUCUUCCAGUUCUAGAUCAAGAUCUCGCUCUCCUGAUAGUUCAGGCUCUCAGUCUCACUCACCUCCAAGAUCUAAGCAGAGAGAUGCAUCUCAUGCCAACCCUCGUGGUAGAUCCAAGAUGGGUUCCAGAUCAACAUCAGAGUCUAGGUCACGUUCCCGUUCUCGUUCAGCAUCAAGCAACAGCAGAAAAUCUCUGAGCCCUGGAAUCUCCAGGGACAGCAACACCAGCUACGCUGAAACCAAAGAUCCCUCUUCUGGUCAGGAGGUUGCAACUCCACCAGUGCUACAACCACAGGUCCUUGAGCCAAAGGAGAGGACUUCCAUAUCAUCCUCUAUUCAAGUGAGGCCCAUGGGCCAACCUGAGCCAGCCGAAAAGCAUGUGACUCAGAGGGUACAGCCUGAACGGGAGAGCCCAAAGAAGUGCGAAGCUGAAGAGGCAGAGCCACCAGCUGCCACACAGCCCCAAACCUCAGAGACUCCGACCUCUCACCUACCAGAAUCAGAAAAGAUUCAUCACACUGUUGAGGAGAAGGAGGAAGUGACCAUGGAUACAAAUGAGAACAGAACAGAAAAUGAGGUGCCAGAGCCCCCCAUGCCUGUUGCAGACCAAGUCAGCAAUGAUGACCGCCCAGAGGGCAGUGCAGAAGAUGAGGAGAAGAAAGAGAGUUCGCUGCCUAAAUCAUUCAAGAGGAAGAUCUCCGUUGUCUCAGCUGCCAAAGGGGUGCCAGGUGGAAACAGUGACACAGAGGGGGGCCAGCCUUGUCGGAAGCGGCGUUGGGGAGCCAGCACGGCCACCACACAGAAGAAACCCUCCAUCAGUAUCACCACCGAGUCUCUCAAGAGCCUCAUCCCCGACAUCAAACCCCUGGCGGGGCAGGAGGCUGUUGUGGAUCUUCAUGCUGAUGACUCCCGAAUCUCUGAGGAUGAAACUGAUCGCAACGGUGACGAUGGGACCCAUGACAAAGGGCUGAAAAUAUGCCGGACUGUUACUCAGGUAGUACCUGCAGAGGGCCAGGAGAAUGGGCAGAGGGAAGAAGAAGAAGAAGAAAAAGAGCCUGAAGCAGAACCCCCUGUACCUGCCCAGGUUUCAGUAGAGGUGGCCUUGCCGCCACCUGUGGAGCAUGAAGUAAAGAAAGUGACUUUAGGAGAUACUUUAACACGACGUUCCAUUAGCCAGCAGAAGUCUGGAGUUUCCAUUACAAUUGAUGAUCCAGUCCGAACUGCUCAAGUGCCCUCCCCACCCCGGGGAAAGAUCAGUAACAUCGUGCACAUCUCCAAUUUGGUUCGUCCCUUCACUUUAGGCCAACUGAAGGAAUUGUUGGGACGAACAGGAACUCUGGUGGAAGAGGCCUUCUGGAUUGACAAGAUCAAGUCUCAUUGCUUUGUAACGUAUUCCACAGUAGAAGAAGCAGUUGCUACUCGCACAGCUCUACAUGGGGUCAAAUGGCCCCAAUCCAAUCCCAAAUUCCUCUGUGCCGACUACGCUGAGCAAGAGGAGCUGGAUUAUCACCGGGGCCUCUUAGUGGACCGUCCCUCUGAAACUAAGCCAGAGGAGCAAGGGGUACCACGGCCCCUGCACCCUCCGCCCCCGCCCCCAGCCCAGCCACCACAGCAUCCCCGAGCAGAGCAGAGGGAGCAGGAGCGGGCAGUGCGGGAACAGUGGGCAGAGCGGGAACGGGAAAUGGAGCGCCGGGAGCGAACUCGAUCAGAGCGUGAAUGGGAUCGGGACAAAGUUCGAGAAGGGCCCCGUUCCCGAUCACGGUCCCGUGACCGCCGCCGCAAGGAACGUGCGAAGUCCAAAGAAAAGAAGAGUGAGAAGAAAGAAAAAGCUCAGGAGGAACCACCGGCCAAGCUUCUGGACGACCUUUUCCGCAAGACCAAGGCAGCUCCCUGCAUCUACUGGCUCCCACUCACCGACAGCCAGAUUGUUCAGAAGGAGGCAGAGAGGGCUGAACGGGCCAAGGAGCGGGAGAAACGGCGGAAGGAGCAAGAAGAAGAAGAACAAAAGGAGCGGGAGAAGGAAGCAGAGCGGGAACGGAACCGACAGCUGGAGCGAGAGAAGCGGCGAGAGCACAGCCGAGAGCGGGACCGGGAGAGAGAGAGGGACCGGGAGCGUGACAGGGGGGAGCGUGACAGGGACAGAGACAGGGAAAGGGACCGGGAACGAGGCAGGGAGAGGGACCGCAGAGACACCAAGCGCCACAGCAGGAGCCGGAGUCGGAGCACACCUGUGCGGGACCGGGGUGGGCGCCGCUAG